UCUGUCACCCUCUCUGGCCGGCCAGUGAAAGCACCGCCGUCCCCGUCUUCCUCCUCCUACUCUCAGCCAUGUCUAUAUUCAGCGAUGUCCCGCAAGCUCCUCCGGUGGCGGUCUUCAAGCUGACGGCGGACUUCAGGGAGGACAGCCACCCGCAGAAGGUGAACCUCGGAGUCGGAGCGUAUCGGACUGACGACUGCCAACCCUGGGUGCUGCCAGUGGUGAAGAAGGUGGAGAAGCUGAUUGUGGAGGAUAGCAGCCUCAACCACGAGUACCUGCCCAUCCUCGGUCUGCCUGAGUUCCGCUCCGCCGCCUCCAAGGUUGCCCUGGGAGACGACAGCACUGCCAUCAAGGAGAACAGGGUGGGUGGAGUCCAGGCUCUGGGUGGGACCGGUGCGUUGAGGGUCGGCGCAGACUUUCUGCGACGCUGGUACAAUGGGACGAACAACACUGCCACCCCCGUCUACGUGUCAGCACCCACCUGGGAAAACCACAAUGGUGUGUUCGCUGAUGCUGGGUUCAAAGACAUCCGGCCCUACCACUACUGGGAUGCUGCCAAGAGGGGUCUGGACCUGGACGGGCUUCUGGACGAUCUGGAGAAAGCUCCAGAGCGUUCCAUCUUUGUCCUUCACGCCUGUGCACACAACCCGACCGGCACCGACCCGACCCAGGAGGAGUGGAAGAAGAUCGCAGAGAUCAUGAAGAGGAGGAACUUGUUUGUGUUCUUUGACUCGGCCUACCAGGGCUUUGCCUCUGGCAGUCUGGAUAAAGACGCCUGGGCCAUUCGCUUCUUCGUCUCCGAGGGCUUUGAGCUCUUCGUGGCUCAGUCCUUCUCCAAAAACUUUGGCCUUUACAAUGAGAGAGUGGGAAACCUCACAGUCGUUGCCCAGGACAACGAGAACCUGACCCGCAUCCUGUCUCAGAUGGAGAAGAUCGUCAGGACAACCUGGUCCAACCCACCAUCCCAGGGAGCCCGCAUCGUCAGCAAGACCCUCAACUGCCCUGAGCUGUUCUCUGAAUGGAAGGGGAAUGUGAAGACCAUGGCAGACCGGGUCCUGUUGAUGAGGGAUCAGCUAAAGACCAAGCUGCAGGAUCUGGGCACCCCGGGGACCUGGGACCACAUCACCCAGCAGAUCGGCAUGUUCAGCUUCACUGGCCUGAACCCCAAACAGGUGGAGUAUAUGAUCAAAGAGAAGCACGUGUACCUGAUGGCCAGCGGUCGUAUCAACAUGUGUGGCCUGACGACCAAGAACAUCGACUAUGUGGCUCAGUCCAUCCACGAGGCCGUCACCAAGGUCCAGUAAAGGCGUCUCCACUCCGCCCACUUCCUGCCUCCUGUACGCCACAGGAAGUACGUCAUGUCCCUGUGCUCCGAUCCCCCUCUUCUCGUCCUCUCCUCUGAUUGGUUAAACUGUGGCGGUUGAACCAAUUAGAGGACGGACAUCUUUCUGUUCUCACAUGAAGGUCUAAACCUUUGGGAGGUGCAAUGAUUUUAGAAAGACACUUGAAAGGACACAUCAUCAUGUCCGGUCUAUGAAAUUCACUGUAUCUUUUGUUAGCUUCAUAUUGGACAACGGUUGCAUGUUUAACAAAAUUAUUGUACUUCCUGAGUAAUUUAUGCUGCUUAACUGGGUCAAACAUUGUCUUAUUUGUUGUAUUGAGCAAACGCCAGCACAGGUAAAUUGUAUAUAGAGAUAAUCGCUGUUAGAGGUCCUGCUAUUUCUGGGAAAAGUGGUUAAAAACGCUUGCUUCACUGGAGUCUGCAGCGACAAAUGUCUCUGAGAACAACAUUUUUUCUCGUCUAGUAAUAAUCAUCUGAUACUGUAGUGUGGAUUCCUUAGCUCAGACUAGCACACUGUUGGUUUUAACUUUAGACAUGAUAAAUUCCAAAAGCACUGAGGAGCCACUAGUGGGAACAACAGUCCUCAUACUGACACAUAAUAGUCGGUGCGUGCCUGACGUCAUAGCUGUUGCCUUGUCAGACGAGUCCAGCCGCCUGGAAGACGCUCAGAGAUGGUUUAACCUCCACUGUGCCAACGGUGAACAAACCCUCCUGCCCCCCCUCAUGUUACUGACCACCCUACAGUGCCCUUAUUGUGUUACUGAAUGCCUCUGUUAAGCCUCUCUGAUCACAGCCCGAGCCUCACACAGACACACUCCCAUGACGUGGAGCUGUUUUAAUGGCAUUCAACCGUAUAUGUGUUCAUACAGAAAUAAAUUAUAAACCACUGGAACAAAAACCUC
Sphaeramia orbicularis (orbiculate cardinalfish) is the source of this 2241-nucleotide messenger RNA. RefSeq names its product aspartate aminotransferase, cytoplasmic-like. Lineage: Eukaryota; Metazoa; Chordata; Actinopteri; Kurtiformes; Apogonidae. Gene Ontology annotation, molecular function: pyridoxal phosphate binding; L-aspartate:2-oxoglutarate transaminase activity. Gene Ontology annotation, biological process: L-aspartate biosynthetic process. Gene Ontology annotation, cellular component: cytosol. The record is from RefSeq and is a predicted model, not a curated record.